Schistosoma haematobium is the source of this 2775-nucleotide messenger RNA. RefSeq lists its product as uncharacterized. The coding region runs from base 264 to 1358 and encodes 364 amino acids. The record is from RefSeq and is a predicted model, not a curated record. NCBI's taxonomy places the organism in Eukaryota, Metazoa, Platyhelminthes, Trematoda, Strigeidida, Schistosomatidae. The transcript has 9 exons. Gene Ontology annotation, cellular component: membrane.
AAAUACUCAAUCAUUUUGUUUUUACUCUAGAACUGUCUAUAGACCAAUUUAACCAUAAUUAUUGAUGAAUAAUGCUUAAUAUUGAAUGUGUACAGAUAUGUCUGUCCGAUAGUUACCAUACUUAAUAUACCCUUCUGAAUGAUUGGUUACUAGAUGAAAUCAUUAUAUACACUGUCAAUUAAACUGAUUCAAAUUAAAAGAUUCAGUUUGAUCAUCAUCUUGUUAUUCUAUACGUUGGAUUAUAUAUAUGUAUAUGAUAAAUAAUGAAAAAAACUACACUUUGGUUUAAUGAUUGGUUGGAUCGACAAAUAUUUCUUAUUUGGACAUUAGAAUGGAUGAUAGCUACUAUUACAUUAUAUAUUAUUAUAAUGGCGACUCGAGAUAUUAUUGGACCAAUUGCUUUAUUAUUUGAAUCAUUAGAGAAUUUAUUUCGUGGUAUUGUUAAAGCUGUAGAUGAACAAUAUACAAAAUCAAAUGUUGAUUUUACUGGUGAACAACCUCAAUUUUUAUUUAGAUUACUUCGAGGACCAUUACCGACUGUAAUUUUUAUACAUUUAACAAUAAUCUUGAUGAAUGCAAUUUGUAUUCUGUUUGGAUUACUUUUUCGUGCAGAAUAUUUUAUGAAAUGUAAUAUGUUUAUACUAAUUUCCCUUUUAAUUGCGGAUGCUGCUGUAUUUUUGACAUGGAUUUAUAAAGAUCCUAAAACAAGUGUAGGGAUGUUUUUAGAUGAAUUACAAAGGGUUCAAAUUCAAUAUUUAGGUGCUGAAACAAAUAAUUUUCCAACAUUAUUGUUCAAUUAUGUUCAUCAACAUUUUCAUUGUUGCGGUAUGAAUGACUACACUGAAUGGUUAAAUUCUACUAUAAAAUGGAAAAGAAUGGUAACUUAUGAUAAUAUAACGUAUGAAAUUAAAAUACCGAUUAGUUGUUGUCCAAACCUUACCAAUGAUCGAUUACCGGAUUGUGCACGAUUAAACUCAAAUUAUCCACCUUUUAUCCAGGGUUGCGGUGAAAUACUAACAUAUAAUCCAAUAUUUGAUACUACAAGUAUUUCUGAGAGAUUUUAUACACUGGUAUACUUUGUCGCUCAUAUUAUUACAAUUAGUUUAUACGUUGUCAAGACUACUUUAUUGAAACAAAAAAGUGAGAUACUAUUCCUUUAUCAUGAAGGAAAACUUCAAACAAAUAAUGAAGAAGAAACCUAUGUAAAUAAUAAUAAAACUUUGGAUAAUAAUAAUAAUAAUAAUAAUAAUAAUGAUAUAAUCAAUACUGUAAAUGAACAAUCAAUUGCCACGAAUACUGUCAGAGGAUUCGGUUAUGACUUUGUUAAACCUCAUAAAAACGACAGUCAUUUCUAUUGAUUAAAUUUGCAUAAAUCAACAAAGAAACACAAAAGGACAAUAAUAAUAAUAAUAAUAAUAAUAAUAUUCAUUUGUAAUAAAAUUGUAUUAAUUUUAAUGGAUUUUUUUUUGUUUAUCUUAAUUAAAGAUUGUUGAGCUUAAAUAGUGAUCAAGAAUUGAUCUAUGUUAGACUAUUAUUGAAAACCUGAUGUGAAGCAGUUACCCACAGAAGACAAUGGAAGAUGGACGUGGAGUUUGUUGUAUUAGUUGAAGUUAGAUAUUAACACUGUUGGAUGUUGGCUCAGUGAUCUGGAGGUUAAGUGUUUGCAUGAGAAACUGAAGGUCCUGAGUUUGAAUCUCACAUGCGUAGUUGUAGUUGGUUAUUGCUAAGGAGUCCCGUAAUAGGGUAAAACGGCUGUCUAGUGCUUCUAGGUUUUCAGUGGUUGUCUAACAUUAAUCGGUUCAUGAUCUCAUUUAAAAGUAUAUUACAGAAAGCUAAAAAACAGAAUUAAAUGAAAAAUAUCGGACGUUAUAUUGAUAAAUCUCUGAGACAUAACCAGUAUCAUGUUUGUCUAUUCCUAACUAAUGAUUAAACCAUAUUGAUCGAGUUGCUCUUUGAUUGAAUGACACAGUGGUUAUCAGUUACCAUAAAUUUGUGGGCACACUUUACUGACAAGUUUCAACUAGUAUCAAAGUUAGUUCCAGGAUUUUCUACCAAAUAUCGAAACAUAGUCCACAGAUUGUUGAGUUACUAAUGAGUAUACUGUAACCUGAUCGUUAGUAUUUGAUCGUGACCAAAGAACUAGAAAAAUAAAACGUUGGUUUAAGUAUAUCAGCGCUACAUGAGGUUGAUGGUUUCCCAAAUAGUUUAGUAAUAGCAUGCUAUACUGUACCAACGAAUGACAUGGGUUUUAUGUCCGUAUAGAAUAUCAGUCCCUUCAUCCCUUUAAGUUGACCUUGCCGACGAUUGUUUAGUUAGUCAAUCAUCGUGAACGUAGAGCUAGACUUAUAUGCGUGUUGAUCCAAGUUAAUACAUCACAUUAGCACAAGGAAGCAAAUUUUAAAAGGUGAAUAGUAAAUUAGUCAAAAUAAUGAAAAAGUAUAUAGGCUAUUCAAUAAAUUCACAAAAUCAUACAUUUUAAUAAAGAAUAGUUAACAUAAUUAAUUUAAUAAUGAACUAUGUCACUAGGCAAUAUUUACGGAUACAAACAUCUGUUAAUAAUAACGUAUGUGAAGAGGGGUUCGAACAUGUAACCUAAUAGUUGAAACUCGAGUAUUUUAAUUGUUACAUUGUCAUGAACACAUAACAAUGAAGGUUCGAAUAGAUGAUCCGUCUUAAAUGUGGAUAGGUACUUAGUUCAUUUGUGUGACAGUCACAUAUCAACAGAUUUCCUAUGGAAAAAAAGCAUCAUCUAUAUUUAUGAGGGAUAAAAAUAAA